Messenger RNA from Helianthus annuus (common sunflower), 2848 nucleotides. RefSeq names its product chloride channel protein CLC-f. Gene Ontology annotation, molecular function: voltage-gated chloride channel activity. NCBI's taxonomy places the organism in Eukaryota, Viridiplantae, Streptophyta, Magnoliopsida, Asterales, Asteraceae. Gene Ontology annotation, cellular component: membrane; Golgi apparatus; chloroplast. Gene Ontology annotation, biological process: chloride transport; transmembrane transport. The record is from RefSeq and is a predicted model, not a curated record. The transcript has 9 exons. The coding region runs from base 290 to 2542 and encodes 750 amino acids.
CUGUUGCCGCUCUCCUGAUAAUCUAAUGACACACGUGAGUGAGUUUGACCGAAAACUACAUACAACACCAUCUUCAUCAAGCACCAACGAUCUUGUUGGUUCAUCACCAUCGUUCCCCUUCAAAAGAUCUCCAUCUGUAUCUAUAAUUCUGUAUCUAUAUCUAUAUCCAUCCACUACACUCCACCAUAUUCACAGACCUCAAUCUAUUCAACUCACAUAACUUCCAGUUUCACGCAUCAACAAGAUCCAUAUCUCAAUCAUGACACACACAACCUAGGGUUUCAAAAAAAUGUCUGGAGUCGAUCACAGUGACAACGCGAUUCUAUUGCGGUCAAAUAACUCAAAUUCAUCGUCUUCAGACAGAGAUUUAGAAUGCCAAAUCUCAUCUGCAAGAAGCAGUAAAAGCAUUAAGGAUAUAUGGAAUAAAGUGGAUCGAGCGUUUUCCGAUAUUCGUCUCAGCAUUAAACGCCGCUCACCUAGGGCACGCUGGCCGGAGAGAGAUCAUGCGUCGCCGGUAAGAAGCACUGCCGGUGGUGGUGGUGGUGGUGAUGAUGAGAUUCUCGGUGACGGAGCUCCGCCGGAAUGGGCGUUGUUGCUGAUUGGAUGUCUUCUAGGUCUUGCCACUGGUUUGUGUGUUGCUGCGUUUAAUCGUGCGGUGCAUGUAAUACAUGGAUGGGCGUGGGCCGGGACACCAAAUGAGGGUGCUGCAUGGCUACGGUUACAGCGGCUAGCUGACACCUGGCAUCGGAUUCUUCUAAUUCCCGUCACUGGUGGAGUGAUUGUCGGAAUGUUGCAUGGUUUACUUGAAAUUUUAGACCAAAUAAAGCAGUCGACUCCUGGAAACGGGUCGAGCUUCCUUUCUGUGUUCUUUCCAACAGUGAAGGCUAUUCAAGCUGCGGUUACUUUAGGUACAGGCUGUUCAUUGGGCCCUGAAGGCCCAGAUGUAGAUAUCGGAAAGUCGUGUGCCAAUGGGUGUUCGUUAAUGAUGGAAAAUAAUAAAGAACGCAGGAUAGCUCUUGUUGCUGCUGGUGCUGCUGCUGGCAUAGCUUCAGGUUUCAAUGCAGCAGUCGCUGGCUCUUUCUUCGCCAUUGAAACUGUUUUAAGACCUCUGCGUGCCGAAAACUCUCCUCCAUUUACAACUGCAAUGAUAAUAUUAGCAUCUGUUAUUUCUUCAACUGUCUCAAAUGCCGUGCUUGGGGAAAAACAGGCUUUCACAGUGCCCAGUUAUGAUUUGAAAUCUGCUGCCGAACUACCUCUAUACCUGAUAUUGGGCAUGCUAUGUGGAGUGGUUAGUGUAUUAUUUACCCGUUUGGUAACGUGGUUUACUAAGGCAUUUGAAUACAUCAAAGAACGGUUUAAUCUUCCUGGUGUUGUAACUCCAGCUUUAGGUGGUUUAGGAGCUGGUAUAAUAGCACUUAAGUACCCUGGGGUUCUAUACUGGGGAUUCAAUAAUGUUGAUGAAAUAUUACAUACCGGAAAGAUAGCUUCAGCACCUGGAAUCUGGCUUCUGGCUCAGUUAGCCGCAGCUAAAGUUGUAGCCACGGCUCUAUGUAAAGGGUCUGGGCUUGUUGGUGGGCUGUAUGCACCAAGUUUGAUGAUUGGUGCUGCAGUUGGUGCGGUGUUUGGUGGUUCGGCUGGUGAGUUGAUUAAUUCUGCUAUUCCUGGGAACACUGCUAUUGCCGAGCCACAGGCGUAUGCAUUAAUCGGAAUGGCGGCAACCUUGGCUUCAGUUUGUUCUGUUCCGUUGACUUCGGUUCUACUUUUGUUUGAGUUGACCAAGGAUUAUAGAAUCUUGCUUCCACUUAUGGGGGCCGUUGGAUUAGCAAUAUGGGUACCAUCUGUAGCAAACCAGUCUAAGGAGAGUGAUACAAAAAAGGGUUAUACUAUGCUUUCACCUGUUGACAAAUUUGAAACGUGGAGACAAACGACAGGCGAUGCAGAUGAUUUGGAAUUAUGCAUCAUGGGGCCCGAUGGUAACCAUGAAUCCGUUGAUGAAGAUAUUAUUCUCGAAGACUUGAAGGUUGCACAGGCGAUGUCAACCAUCUACCUUAAUGUCGGGUUAUCGUCAACUAUUAAAGAGGCUGUACAAUGCAUGGAUAAUGGUCAACAAACAUGUGUGCUUGUCGUUGACCCUGAAGAACGUUUAGAAGGGAUUCUGACCUAUGGUGACAUUAAACGUGGCAUGUUGAAGAACUAUGAUGAAAUCGAUGGUGUUUCAAUGCCAGAUUUUGGUGAGAGCCUUGUUUCGUCUGUGUGUACACGAGGGAUAAGUUAUCGUGGGCGUAAACGCGGGCUUUUAACUUGUUAUCCUGAUACCGAUCUAGCAAUUGCUAAAAAUUUAAUGGAAGCUAAAGGAAUAAAACAAUUGCCUGUGGUACAACGAGCUGUUGAUUUUCGAGAAGAAGGAAAACGCAGGAUUGUUGCUAUUCUUUACUACCAUUCGAUCUGGAAUUGUCUCAGAGAGGAAUUGAAUCGCAGGGGACCCGAGUAUCAACCGAGGGUAGAAGAGUGUGUCGAAGAUAAGAUUUCCAAUGGCCAUUGAUUCGAAUUGUUCCCCACGUUGGAUGUUUUUAGUGUUACUUGCCAAAGUGGAAGACCGUACAGUAAGCUGAAAUUUAUGACACAAGGGGUAUGCACUUUCAUGUGCAUUGUCCCGAAUACGUAGGACUCACGUGUUGUCGAACAAGAUGUUUUAUUAUACUUGUAAUAUACCAAUUCGUUAUACGAUUUUUUUGACCUUAGUCGUAGGAUUAUUAAAAAAUGAUGAAUAAAGCCUAAUUUUUUACUCUAUGUUGUUCAAGGUUGUGUUAUUUUUGCCCAUCUUGAAUAAAAUUUCGUCUUUAGUGUU